Pollicipes pollicipes is the source of this 659-nucleotide messenger RNA. RefSeq names its product cytochrome c oxidase assembly protein COX18, mitochondrial-like. The annotation marks the transcript as partial. Gene Ontology annotation, molecular function: membrane insertase activity. The record is from RefSeq and is a predicted model, not a curated record. Gene Ontology annotation, cellular component: mitochondrial inner membrane. Gene Ontology annotation, biological process: mitochondrial respiratory chain complex IV assembly; protein insertion into mitochondrial inner membrane from matrix. NCBI's taxonomy places the organism in Eukaryota, Metazoa, Arthropoda, Thecostraca, Pollicipedomorpha, Pollicipedidae. The transcript has 3 exons.
CCAGCCAGCUGAUACGGCUGCAGCUGGCGGUGGGAGGCGUGCUGUGGUUUCCAAAUCUGGCCGCGCCGGACCCCACGCUGGUGCUGCCGCUGCUCUUCGGCCUCUGUAACCUCUGCGCUAUCGAGGUGGGCGUUCUGAGCCGGCUGCAACGCAGCACACGGCUCCAGCGGUACAUGACCAACCUCAUCCGAGGCGUCACACUCGUCGUGGUACCCGUGGCCGCCCAGCUGCCGGCGGCGGUGGUGUUCUACUGGACGGCCUCCUCCUUCUGUGGCCUUCUCUCCAACCUGGCGCUGAUGUCUCCGGCCCUGCGGCGGGCGGCCGGCGUUCCACUUACGCCCAGCGAACAGCAGCACCCCUACCGGCAGAUUCGUGAAAACCUGAUGAAGCGGGUCGGCAAGAGAUGACGCUACCGUUCGUCUUUUGUCGUGUAUGCGAGUGUGACUGGUCCCACGCGAUUUUGUGUUUUGUAAGGUGUUGCUAUGAGCGCGUCGUAUCAGAACGUGAAACAAAAUAGCGUAUUGUUUGUGAUAAUAUACAGUAAUGAAGUAAUGGAUGGUAAUGUAAGCACCAUUCUACACCUUUGCCGGACGAGCACGGAGUACUUAUCGGCAUCAGAAGCGAUAUUUAUGUUGUAUGCUCGCGAAGGAGGCUAUGUC